GAUUUCCUGUUUCGCAAGGAGUGGUGGUGGAAGUUGCGCGUCGGGUCUAUACCGGCUUGAGGCACUGCUACAGGCAGCGCGGAAGGAUGCGGCGGGCAGAGAUGAAGCCUGGGAAAUCAUCACAUCCAAAGGAUUUACUUGGAGUAAAAGAUCACUGACUUCUACAAUGGAAAAGUCAUGGAUGCUUUGGACCUUUGUUAAAAGAUGGCUACUAGCUUUGGCUUCCUGGUCUUGGAGUCUCUGCCGUAUUUGUCUCUUACCCUUGAUAGUAACUUUUCACUUAUAUGGAGGCAUUAUACUGCUUAUAUUAAUAUUUGUAUCAAUAGCGGGUAUAUUAUAUAAAUUCCAGGAUGUGCUGCUUUACUUUCCUGAACAGCCCUCUUCAUCACGCCUUUAUGUUCCUAUGCCUACUGGUAUACCACAUGAAAAUAUCUUCAUCAAAACCAAAGAUGGAGUUCUUCUCAAUCUUAUUCUACUGAGGUACACUGGGGACAAUGCAGCUUAUUCUCCAACCAUCAUUUACUUCCAUGGGAAUGCAGGCAACAUUGGCCACAGAUUGCCCAAUGCUUUGUUGAUGCUGGUAAACCUGAAAGUAAACUUAAUUCUUGUUGAUUAUAGAGGAUAUGGAAAAAGUGAAGGAGAAGCAAGUGAAGAAGGUUUGUACUUAGAUUCUGAGGCUGUUUUAGACUAUGUGAUGACUCGGUCUGAUCUUGACAAAACAAAAAUUUUUCUUUUUGGCCGUUCCUUGGGGGGAGCAGUAGCUAUUCACUUAGCUUCUGAAAAUUCCCAUAGGAUUUCUGCUAUCGUGGUGGAGAACACCUUUCUUAGUAUCCCAUACAUGGCCAGCACUUUGUUUUCUUUCUUUCCAAUGAGGUAUCUUCCUUUAUGGUGCUACAAAAAUAAAUUUCUGUCCUACAGAAAAAUCUCUCAGUGUAGAAUGCCUUCUCUCUUCAUCUCUGGGUUGUCUGAUCAGUUAAUUCCACCAGUUAUGAUGAAGCAACUUUAUGAAUUAUCCCCAGCUCGGACUAAGAGAUUGGCAAUAUUUCCUGACGGAACUCAUAAUGACACUUGGCAGUGCCAGGGUUAUUUCACUGCACUUGAACAGUUCAUCAAAGAAGUAAUAAAGAGUCACUCCCCUGAAGAAAUGGCGAAAACAUCAUCUAAUGUAACAAUAAUUUAACUGCUAUUCUUUUGUGGGUUUGGGGUGGGGGGGUGUACCUGCACUGUACCUUGAUUUGUGAAAAGUGGUACAAGAAUGUCAAUUUUUAAAUGUAUGUCAUGUCUAUACUUGCCUAAAGAGUGAAAUUAAACUUGGAAAGAUACGAUGCUUUAUUAAGGUGGUCCAGAUAACUUUUACACUUGCAGCAUUGUAAAUGAACCAUUUUAUGUCUUUCUCAUACUUUUUUGGUAUCUCUGUCCAUAUAUUCCAUUUGUUUGAUAUGUACAACAGACGCUAUUAAAGGAACUUGCUACAAAAGUAGUACAGAAUGUAUUAGUUUAGGUCAACAGGAGGUUCUUCAGUAUUCACUGCUGUAUGUGUGAACUUUUUGGACAGUCAUGGUUAGCACAAUGAUUUGUUGCUUCUCUUAGAGUUGAUUUAAAGUGUGCUAUGCAUGAGAUUAGUAUUUUAUUGCUUGAGAUUUUCUAUUAUGCAAGGUGGGAAGUCUUUAAUGUGCUAAAUAAUAUAAAAUAACAUUAAUGGUAGAGUAUACUUGCAGAUAUCCUGGGUUAUUACUGUUUUUUAUGGUUAUGCAUACAUAAAUAUUUCAAACUGUAGGUGAAAAGGAAAAGACAACUAUUCCUUGUUUUCAUUUUACUAUUUGUAUUCUAAUAGUUCCUGGAAAGUUGUAUGUGCCUAAACAUCAUGGCUUCAGGAUUUUGCCCAGGUAACUUCUUCAUAGAAAACAGAAGUAACCUUCAAAAAGAGAGCAGUGCAAUCUAAGUUUCUUUCUAACUCAUGCUCUCCUCACUAACAUACAGACAAAUUACUUGGAUGUGUUAGUCUGGUGUGCAACUCAGGUGGGAUUUCCCAAGGCAGAGUGUAUGGUGUGAUAGAAAGGAGUGUCAUACAAGGUAAAAGUAUGUUUUUGUGUUUGGGUCUUUAUUUGUGUGUGUGUGUGGGGGGUUCAUUUGUUUUGUUUUGUUUUGUUUUUUUUUUUUUGCUGGUGUAGUCACAUGCCUGUGCCCUUUAUUUAUAUCUCCAAAACAAACAAAUCCAAAUAAUUACCAGUGAACACAUGAGUAGAGAUUAAAGUAUACCAGUUGUUACAGUAAAAAUAAUAAAAAUGAGCUGUGCAUUAGAUUUAGUAGACCUAUGCUUAGCUAGUCUGAAAGAGGUGACUUUUAUUUUGACACUUGCACCCAUUUGCUUCCAGAAAGUUUCUUACAGUUCUGUGGUACCAUGUGGAAGUAUCCUGAGCAUCACCAGAAGUGAGUUUUCUUUACCUCUGCUGGGAUUUUUGGAGCUACUACCACCAUUUCAGAGCCAGCAUUACUUAAUUUGAGAGAGUUUGAUUCUGACAAUGUUGGGAGUGUUGGUUGUGUUUUAGGAGUCCUCCUAGGUAGCCAUGAAAGUUGUAUUCUGUUAGCUUAGUCUGUAUGGGAGUGGGGCUGUUUAAAUGUCUUUUGCAGGUUUAUUUGCUGCAGAUGAUAGUUUGCCCCGUCAAAAAAAUUUCUUAUGGGAAGACUGAACUGUGGAGACUCUUACACACAAUCUGUACAAUUGCCCUCCGACUGAAAAUUUUAAGGGAACUUUUCUGCAGGUUGUCUUGAUUCAGAAAAGCAUCUCAGCACAUACUUAAAAUAUGUUUCCUGAUGGUAUUUUAAGCUUGUGCUUAAGUUUUCUGAUUGAAUAAAACUGCUUUCCUGAGCUGGUGCCUUAAUGGUUAUGCCUGCUAAAAUUUAUUACAUGAAAUUACAAGUCUUAUGUACAUGUGGGUAAGAGUUGUCAGCAAUUUAUAGAUACACCAGAAGUUGCUGCUUUCUCUGGUAAGUAUAUCUUGUCAUACUAUUAUUAAAGUUUUCUUGAGUCAGUUGAAAAGGGUAUAGAUCUUUUUGGAUAUACGGACUUACAGUCAUUAUAGACAAGCACAGUUUUAAGUCUGAGUGAAACCAAAACUAUCUCCUCAGCCUUCCAGUGGUGGAAUUUUUUUUGAGGGGAGGAAAAAGGUGGGAAAGGUUAUUUGUGAAGUUUGGCUGUGUGUGUGUGUGUAUAUAGCAGAAGGGAGUUAAUGGACAUAGCAGUCCCUUUCCCUCAUGUGUUCUAAAAUGACAGUGUGAGCUGCUUGCAUAGGUUGUUCCAGCUGCUUUACAUUGAUUUAGAAUUAUGGUGGAGGGAGUCAAGGAGAAUAAGUGGGCAAAUACCACUUUUCUAAGAAUAAGUUGAUAAAGCCAAAAUAGAUUACUUGUUGGAAAUAGAAUGAAGAGAAAGUAAAUAAUGGUUUCAGAAGUUGUCAUAAUUUUCCAUUAAAUAUCUUGUUUUCAUUAAAUGUAGAUUUCUAAAGUAACACAAUUUUUUACACUACUUUGUACCAAUUGAACAAAAACAUCAAACCAAAACACCCCAGUAUGAUGUGGCACUUAGAUACAAAUGAAGUAUUCUCUUUUGGGCACACAGUUGGCUAAGUCAGUCAAAUGUGUGGCAUUACAUUAUGGCAAUCUGGAGCUGUUCAAAGUGGAGUGUUUGUAAAUGUUACUUUUGAUUAUCAAGCCAGAUCUUUUCACUCUGUUGUCUGGAGAACGUAAAGAAGAACCUUUGUUGGAUUUUGCAGGUGUUCGGUAUGCGAAGACACAGUUGUCAUAUAUGCAUCCUUUACACUUAAUCUGGUUUCUUCUACCUUCCACAUGCACAUUUUUACUUCUCCCUUAAUGGGCUGGCUGCAUACAGUUAUGAAUGAAUGUAUGUUAUGCUGGUUUUCAUUGCAUUGGCUCUGAAAUACACAGAAAGAAAAUAGGAAGGAAAUGGCUAAUGCAAAUACGCUGCUGGUCUAUGUACUCUCUUUUAAAGGAGAGAUAAGGGGGAAGAAACUUGUUCUGAAAAGUGAAGACAUUAUUUUAUAGUCUGUGUGAUGGAAACCCACAAUUGCCUGCUGCUAAAAAGUGAACUGCAAACAAUGUAUUACUAAUAACUUUAAAAUUGCCAAAAGGUGUAUUAUGAUACUGUUCCAUUUAUUCCACUUAAUACUCUUUUCUCUUAACAGUUCUCCAUUUGUGUAUAGAAGCUUCCCAAGUAUUUGUCUUGUACAUAGAAAUUUUUAGUUUGGGAAAAGGAAAUUAAGUUAUUUUCAUGAGUUUGUGAGAAAGCCUCUUGGUUUAAUUAUGCUUAUUAAAGACAUUGUCUCUUUUAUAAGAGGAAAUUCAAGUUAAAAAAAGAAAGGGGGGUGUGGGGAAAUAGGGGUCAGGAGUUGAACAGCUGUAGCAGUAGAGUCCGUGUAAGAAAGCAUCCAGCACACGUUUGUGUGUGUGGUUUUAAUUAGUGGAAAUACUUGCAGCUUCCCAAGUUUACAUUCCCAAUACUUGUUUGUGAAAUGCAGAGAGAUAAGUGAUGCUUUCAUCAUGUUAACUGGUAUAGCUGCCCUCAUGUCCAUUUCUCAGGUAAAAUUAGAAAUAGAGCACAAAUAUGUUUGGUAGGCUACGGACAAUCUCAGUUGAAGGGCAGAUGGAUUAAGUACAAAAUAUGCAUAUCAGCAUCUCUUAAGCUAAUCAUUUGCAUCAUGUCAGAUGUUCACAGUGAAAAACACAAGGCUGAAUUGAGAGUCCAAGGUAUGGUCUCUUGGUUAAAAGAUGCUGACAUACCUCCAUUUGUAUUUUAUAAUUCAAUUUUGAAGUGCAUUUUUAUUUCUGUUAAUGACAGGUGAUUCUGCUAGGGGCACUUCUGCCAAAUAUAAAAUCAGUGCCUCUUGCAUGUCAUGUAGUGGAAUCAGCCUGAUGUAUCCCAUUCAGAAUAAUUUACAAUGCCAUCCUGCUUGUAUAAUUUAGAGUAGAACCCUGCAGAAGUGUAAAUAGUGAUAACAUUGAAGUUCUAAAUAACACUUGUGUUCUGAAUUCAGAAACAGUCAUUGAAAAUAUGAUGCAAGCUAUUUGUUUGGGUUUUUUCUUUAAUAUAUAAGUAAAGCAAAAAUGUCUUAAAGUAUUCUUAAGUUUUGUAGACAAAGCAUUAAUGUUACUGUACAUGUGCUAAUUGUGGCAAAGUUUUACAUUCUCAUUCUAGUCUGGUUUUUACAAUAACAUUAAUUUUACAAAAAACACUUUUCUAUUUUUAUGUACUGACAUAUGCAAUAAAUUGAUACAUUGAAACUGCU
This is a messenger RNA of Melopsittacus undulatus (budgerigar), 5300 nucleotides long. RefSeq names its product abhydrolase domain containing 13 (gene ABHD13). Gene Ontology annotation, molecular function: palmitoyl-(protein) hydrolase activity. Gene Ontology annotation, cellular component: membrane. The transcript has 3 exons. Lineage: Eukaryota; Metazoa; Chordata; Aves; Psittaciformes; Psittaculidae. The coding region runs from base 167 to 1180 and encodes 337 amino acids. The record is from RefSeq and is a predicted model, not a curated record.